UCCAAUCUCCUGUCCCAGCGCUCCCUGAUUUUCCACCUCCACCCUCAGUCAGCAGGCAAGGGGGUUCUGAUGGGCGCCUCCUUGAACUCCACCCCUUCGAUUUCAGUUUCCUGGAAAGGAACCCAACAGCUUGUGAGGGUUCUUAUGGACUCGGGCGCUGACGCCAGUUUCAUGUGCUCUACCCUGGUCAACCAACUCAAGAUUCCCACGUCACUUCUGGCCACGGCCCUCCAGACCAACGCCCUCAAUGGCACCCCUCUGGCGGAAGUCAAACAACAUCACCUCUCCAGUGGGGACCCUGGUCUCGGUGAUCAGAGGAGUAAAAAGGUAAAGGACAGAAAUAAGUCAGAGGUUAAGGACUGAGAAUAGAGAGAGAGGUAGAGUACUGAAAAAUAGAGGGAGAGAGAGGCUGAAGAUGCUGUGGCUUCUACGUGGAGUGAGGCUGCGCUGCUGGCUUACCCUGGCCACAGGGCUGGUGGAGAGCCUGUUUUUUACUGGGGUUGUUUUUGGGUGGCCCUCCCUUGUGUUUAUCCUGAAAGCUAGUGGGUACUUCAGCGACCAGUGUGUGAAUGCCACAGGACCCAAUGGCACACAGUACAUGGACUGUAGCAAACAGAACAAGCUCUUCUCCUUGGUUUUCACCAUCACCGUCAUCUUACAGAACUUCCUCAGUCUUCUCAAUGGAUUCUUCUUUGACCGCUUCGGUACCAUGGCAUCCAGACUGCUGGCAAUAAUACUGAACACCACUGGUACCUUGUUGAUUGCUUUUUCACAUCCAGAGAUAUCCAAUAUACUGUUUCCGGGUCUGGCCUGCAUCGCAUUUGGAAGCAGCAUGUUAUUGCUCACAAAUAUGCAGGUGGGGAGCCUCUUUGACACCCAUCAUUCCACCGUCAUCACUUUGUAUACCGGAGCCUACAGCUCCUCUGCCAUCACCUUCCUCAUCAUCAAGGUAAAAGCAGUUAAGAUGAACUGUAGUCAGAUCAAGUGCAACCGCUGUUGUCUCACAAAAAAAGCACAGAGAGACAACACAGAGCCUGUGCAGGGAGAGGAAGGGAUAGGGAAUGCAACAUCUGAACAAGGAAACCCCCAGCAGACCCCACAGACAGACAGUUUUAAGCAGUGUGUGCUCAGUUGGUUGUUUCUGUGGCACCUGGUGUGGGUGUCAGUCACGGCUCUGCGGCACCUCCUGUUCAUUGGCACCCUGAACCCCAUGCUGACCCUGCUGGCUCACGGAGACACAGCCCAAGUGAGCCACUACACCAACGCCUUCGCCUACACACAGUUAUGUGGGAUACUGUGCGCCAUCUGGAAUGGCCUGAUCAUUGACAGAUACAAGGGCAAGCUACGGGCCGAAGGAGAGACAGAGGAGGAGGGUAGCCUGCGCUCUGUGGUGCUCUCCCUCUUCCUCACUGCCCUGCAGUGCCUCUUAUUCUCCAUCUGCGCCACCAUACCUGUGCUCCCGCUGCAGUACCUGACUUUUGUCCUGCAAGUGGUCAACCGUGCCUUCUCGUUUGGAGGGAAUGCAGCCUUCAUCAGCAUUGCUUUUACAGUCUGUCACUUUGGUAAGCUAAUCGGUGUGGUUAACGCUGUAGUGUCUGCGGUGUUGCUCCUGCAAUUCCCCUGCAUCAUCCUGGUGAAUGAGGUGUUGAAUGGAGACCCCUUAUACAUAAACAUAGCCCUGUGCAUCCUGUGCCUGGCCACGUUCAUUCACCCGGCCUAUGUCUAUAUCCGCUGGCGCAGACUGGCCAAUCAGAGAAGAAGCUCCGCCCAGCCACCUCCCAACGAUGAGAACGCCUUCUCUGGAGACAAUGAAGACCAACCCCAGGAUGCCCCAGGCUCCUCUUAGACACCCCCAAAAUGAACACUCACAAUGCCUCAGGCCUACUGUUUU
This is a messenger RNA of Conger conger (European conger), 1891 nucleotides long. Its product is annotated as equilibrative nucleobase transporter 1-like. The transcript is spliced from 12 exons. The record is from RefSeq and is a predicted model, not a curated record. Lineage: Eukaryota; Metazoa; Chordata; Actinopteri; Anguilliformes; Congridae. Bases 416 to 1846 code for a protein of 476 amino acids.